AUGUCCUGCUACGAGCGAUGUCCUUCCACCUCCUGCAGCCCAACCCCACUGGCCAACAGCUGCAACGAGCCCUGUGUGAGGCAGUGCCAGGACUCCACGGUGGUGAUCCAACCCCCUCCCGUGGUGGUCACCCUACCUGGACCCAUCCUCAGCUCCUUCCCCCAGAACACCGCCGUGGGAUCUUCAGCAUCUGCAGCCUCUAGUCUCAUCCCUGCAUCAGAUGAAAAGCCUUCCUCAAAGCUUCCUCCAUUUCAAAGACCUGUGGAUUACUUGAAUGCCUUCUACUAUUACAUUUAA
Messenger RNA from Merops nubicus (carmine bee-eater), 297 nucleotides. Its product is annotated as feather keratin 2-like. The coding region runs from base 1 to 297 and encodes 98 amino acids. NCBI's taxonomy places the organism in Eukaryota, Metazoa, Chordata, Aves, Coraciiformes, Meropidae. The record is from RefSeq and is a predicted model, not a curated record. Gene Ontology annotation, molecular function: structural constituent of cytoskeleton. The transcript has 2 exons. Gene Ontology annotation, cellular component: intermediate filament.